Messenger RNA from Vespa crabro (European hornet), 3832 nucleotides. It is a transcript of the gene Bulli, whose product is annotated as regulator of MON1-CCZ1 complex. The coding region runs from base 33 to 2042 and encodes 669 amino acids. Gene Ontology annotation, biological process: regulation of autophagy. The transcript has 11 exons. The record is from RefSeq and is a predicted model, not a curated record. Gene Ontology annotation, molecular function: protein binding. Gene Ontology annotation, cellular component: lysosomal membrane; Mon1-Ccz1 complex; late endosome membrane. Lineage: Eukaryota; Metazoa; Arthropoda; Insecta; Hymenoptera; Vespidae.
UACAAGUUUUGAGUAUUUUAUAAUUUGUUGAAAUGGAGAAGGAGAAGGAAGGAAAUGAUGAUUAUUAUUUGGAAUUAUCUUCUGAUCCUAUUAAGUUUGAAUCCGUUAGUUGUCUUACCAAUGUUUUUUUCGACGACUAUAAACAGCAAGUCUUUGCUGUUCGAUCUGGUGGUGUCACUGGUGUUUUGGUCAAGGGACCUAAUCAAAAUAUAAUAUUUAGAAUGGAGGAUAAAGGUCCGGUAAUCUCUAUAAAGUUUUCUCCAGAUAUGAAUAUACUUGCGAUACAGCGUACAAACACAUCUGUAGAGUUUAUGAAUUUCUCUUCAUCGCAUGAACCAGAUGGUAUAGAGUAUUCUCAGUCUUGUAAGGGAAGGACUGCCACUAUAUUAGGUUUCGUUUGGACACAUGGCAAUGAAAUAUUAUUUGUUACUGAUCAGGGAGUAGAAUUGUUUCAAGUAAAUCCAGAGAAACGUAUUACUAAAACACUGAAAUCUUCUAAUUUAAUGAUUAAUUGGUUUGUAUUUUGUCCUAAAAGUUAUUUGGUCUUGUUGUCUACUGGUACAGUAGGAAAUUUAAUGCAAGCAUUACAUGUAACGCCUGGCAACAUUCAAAAAUUUACCAAAUUUGAAAUGGAACCUAGUACAACCAAGCCAGGAAAGCUCGCUGUUUCUGAAAGGGAUGUGGCUUUAGCUGUUUUGUAUGGAACACCUUGUAUUAUUGUUUUGCGACAUCAACCAGGAGCUAAUCGUUCUGUUGGAACUGCAUUUGUAUAUGUAUAUACUAUUCAUAAGAUGUUAACGAUUAAAAAAAGUCAUAUUCUUAAGCUCGAUGCCAGUGGACGAUUUGCUAUUAAUGUUGUAGACAACCUUAUUAUUGUUCAUCAUCAGGCAUCGAAGACAUCAAUGAUUUUUGAUAUAAUGUUGCCUGGUGUAAGUGAUGGUACUGUGAUACAUCAUACUAGUGUAGCAUCAGCAAAGUCUAUUAAACCAUACAAUCUUGUUGUCCCAGGUGCAACUUUGUCAGAUGAGUUGUUACAGCCUUGUCAACUAUAUUCCCCUAAUUGGGUAGUAUUUCAACCAAAUAUUGUGAUUGAUGUUAAGUUAGGAUGCUUAUGGUACAUAGAACUGAGGUUGGAAGUGUUAAUUAAACUUAUUAAAGACAAAGUUUUAUUAGUAGAAUUUCUUAUGCAACGAUCUAAUGCGAAACAAAUUUUGAUACAAGUAUUACAGCAAUUUAUGACUGAGCUGCCAAUAAGUUUAAUGGAUAUUCCAGCGAUUUUUGACAAAAUUAAUCCUGUGUACAGAAAUUAUCUUGAAAAGGAAAUACAGAAUCAGAUCGGUACACCUCUUCAGAACAAUACAAAAAAUGGUAGCACUACUACAGAGAAUUACAAGUACAAAUUAAAAAUUGAACAAAGUGAUAUGUAUAGUAUCAUUUUGCCAAAAUUUCCUGAAAAUACGAUAGAACCAAAAAUGAUAGUAUGGGUCCUCCUAGAAUAUAUCAGAUCUUUAACAGAACAUGGAAUCCCUGUGGAACAUUAUUUACACGAGUUAGUUAUCACAACAUUGGUACAUAGGAAAGCAUAUUAUCAACUACAUCAAUUAUUGCAAUAUCAUGUUGUAGCUGACUCGAAACAUUUAGCUUGUUUAUUGCUAUCCUUAGAAAAUUUAUAUCCAGCUGCUCAUCAAUUAGCAUUGGAUAUGUUAAAACGAUUAGGAAAUGCACAUGAAGAAAUAAUUGAAGUACUUUUAUCGAAAGGACAUAUUUUAGCUGCUCUUCGAUAUGUUCGUUCAGUGGGAAUGAUAGAUCAGGUAUCGGCUCGAAAAUUUUUAGAAGCAGCAAAAGUUUCCAAUGAUGCCACCCUUUUUCAUUCGGUCUUCAAAUUUUUUGAACAGCGUAAUUUAAGGUUACGUAAUACAACAGCUUUCACAAGAGGAGAACAUUGUCAACCAUAUGUACAACAUUUUAAAUAUUUGUUUCAAGGGACGGAUAAUGGAUGUAAUUCCGAUACAAACUCUAAUGUUACUACAAUUUCAUCGUAAGACUGUCACUGUGAUCUCUAUAUAAUCAGAAUAUAAAUUUGUUUAUUUAAUUAUGAAAUUUUAGAUGUAUAAGAAUGUCAAUAAAAAAUAAUUUUUAUGGAUUGUUUUUAAAGCGAUACAUAGAUAAUCAAUGAAGUGAAAAAGUAUGGCUACAAUAAUCCAUUUAAAAUGACUUUAUUGAUAUAUUCAAAUCAUUUUUAUCUUUCUCCUAACAUUUCGUUAAUAAACAUUGUACAAUAUUGGUUUAGCUACCAUAUAGCUCUCUUAUUUGAUUAUCGAUGGACGAACUUAAUUUUGGAUUAAUACAAUAUAUGUAAUAAUAUGUUAAUAUAAAUAGUCAUGUACUAAAUAAAAUAGUUAAAUUGCAUGAAAUUAAUACAACAUUGAUCUUAUAACAUAUACAUACAUAUAUAUACAUAUAUAUAUAUAUAUAUAUAUAUAUAUAUAUAUAUAUAUAUAUAUAUACUUUUAAAGUAACGACAUUUAAAGUUAUAGUAAUUACUUUAUCACGUGAAAUGAAAAAUAAUAGUAGAAUGAAUUUUUAUCGCAGGAAAUUUUAUUUUAAAUAAUUCCUCUGGUUAUCGAUGCAAUUUAUUUACUAAUAUAAAAAGUUUAAACGAUUAAUUUAAAACUAUAUUUCAUAAAGGAAUGCUUGAGAUUUUGAUUAGAAAAUUAGAAGCCUGUCGAUUUACUUAUUUAGAUAUAUAUAUUUUUUUAAUUUAAUAGAAGAGAGGGAAAGAUGUGGAAAAUUAAAUUAAAUUUUUAUUAUUUCUCGUUUAUAAUUUCAUAUUUUAAAAUAUUAAAGUCUUCAUAGCAUGCAAAGAAUCUGUAAUUGUGCUUAUAUUUGGAAGAACAGCAAGACAUUCAUUAAAAUUGGUCAAUGAUAUUCUUUCUUUCUUAGUAACAUCUUGCCUUUCUUAAUAAUCAAAUGAUUCAAAAUCGGUUUCUUUAUAUUACUAUUUCUUAAGCUCGAUGGUAAAUCAGUACUUUACGGUUUUCACCGUUUUUCUUGGUCCGUACUCUGAGAUCAUUUUUCAUGGUAAAAAUACGAAUAAAAAUUGCAUUUGUUUAUCCAUUUAUUUAAACAAUAAAUCGCCGAUUCUGAUUUGCUUGAUUUAUUUAAAAAUAUUGUUAAACAAUUUAAUAAUUCAAACAUUUUCAUAAGAAAAUUCAUCGAUUUUUCUUUUCAAGGUUUCUUUAAUUCGUUUAAAUGUUUGAGACUUAUUGAUAAUAAUAUAUGCAUAGAGCAUAGAAUCACAUUUUUUCUUUACAAACAUUUUUGAUAAGAUAAGACGUGAAAAAAAAUUUAUUAUGAAGUCUAAUUCAUUCGUUUAAAAUCAUUUUCUAUUUCAAUGAUUUCAAUCAAUUUUUAUGUGUUAAAAAUUUUCCCUCCAUUUUUUUCUAUUCGUUCUUGCAGUCAUUCCUAAUUUCGAUCAAUCAGCGACAUUGUAUUAUUAGUUAGAAAUGCCGACAAGUUACGAAAGUAACCGAAUCAUUAAUUAUCAGUUUUUCGUAACAAUAACUUAUAUGGAAUUUCGUAUUAAUUAAUUAUUGUUUACUAGCAUGAAAGAAUAAGAAGAUAAUCGUUAUUUUGAUAUAAGUUAAUUAUUAAAUUAUCGUAUUAUUUUUUUUUUGAACGAUUCUGGAUAAAAUUGACGAUGUAAAGAUUGGAAAAAUAUCGUGAGUAAAUGUCGUUCAUUUGUUUCAUGAAAUAUACUUUAUAAUGAUCGAGAUUUGUUACAAAGAAAGAAGAAUUAUCGAACAGAUAGAGAUAGAUAGAUAGAAAAAGA